Messenger RNA from Effrenium voratum, 3258 nucleotides. The record is from the annotation of a GenBank genome assembly. NCBI's taxonomy places the organism in Eukaryota, Dinophyceae, Suessiales, Symbiodiniaceae.
AUGAUCGGCCAGGCUCUGCGGCGGGACUCGCAGGUGCUGCGCUGCUUCUUGCGCGCCCUGGCCAAGGCGUCGCAGGGCUGCCACAGCGCGGCGUACGCGAAGCUGGCCUCGGAGCUGCAGCUCGUUGGCCUGGCGCACGGAAAUGCGGCCUUGGCCGCCAGGGCAGAAGAGGCCGCUGAGACCCUCCAGUCUGCGGACCUGCCCACGGCAGCGGAUCUGUUUUGGGCCUACCUUACUGCAAAAGCUCCGGAGAUUGCAUUUCUGGAGGCGCUGGAGCAGCUGGCCUUGCCAAUCAGUGAGCCGCAAGGCAUGCAACUGAGGGACAUGCAAAACGCCGUGGCGGCCCUUCUUUGCGGGCUGGCGCAGCCUCAGAUUUCAGCUGUUUUCAGCACUCCGCGCCUACUAAAGCUAGCAGAUCGCUGGGCAUGCUGCUUGGGUGGCGCAGCGCUUCCUACCCAGACCCUGCCACGUCUUGCUCUGGCCCUGUCGGAGCUCCUGCAGCUCCAGCUCAGAAGCCUUGAGCAAAUAGACGUGACCAACAUCGCGACCGCCUUGUUCACCGUGACGACAGCACAGAAACAGCACUCGACUUUGGAAGACCUCGCUGAUUUCGCCGUUGCCCUGGCCUUGGCUAAGCGUCUCAAUGAUGCCGCCCUUUGGGAGAUCCAAGAGGAGGUAGGUCGGCGCUUGGAUGGGGCGCGGGCGGAACCGCGGGCAUCCCCUGGCUGCCUGGUGCAGCUGCGGCAGGCUGUGGGUAGAGUUCCGGCCGGCAGCCGCGGCCUUCUGGGGGAGUUCCACAUGGUCUCAGGCCGGUGGCGCUUUUGGCCAGAGGUACAAAGUUUGGACGCCGUGGAUGUGUGGGAGGAGGAGCUGCUGCUGCUGGAUGGUGGGAAGCGGCCCGCCAGGUGUUGCCAAAACUGCUGGCAGUUGGCGGAGCUCUUCUCGAGCGGCACACAUCCUGGUUUGUGCAAGUCAUGCGCCAGCGAUGGCAUUGCCUGUGCUUCGGAGCUGGUACCGCUGUCAGGCAUUGAGGACCUGCCAGAUGGCUUCUCUGCACGCUCUUCAGCACGUUUGGCAGUGGCCUUGGCCCUGCAGUCUCUGAGUGGCAGCCAGGUGGUAAGGCCAGACCUGAUCGAACGGCUGCGCCUGGCUGCCGCGGACCUUCGCCACCGCUCCCUCGACCUUUGGCCCUUCGAGGGCCCUGCGGCGCUGUCGCCCCCCUCUGCGCGCGCGAGGAUCGCCCAGAGCGCGCCGGCAGUGCCGGUGCUGGUGGUGAAUUUGGACCGGAGCCCACACAGGUUGCAGGACAUGCGGCGGGAGGUGCAGCGCUGCGGUCUGCGCGCCCGGCGCUGCGCCGCCACGGACGGGCGGCACCGGGUGGUGCGGCGGUCCCGUUGCGCGGAGUACACCAGCGACCUGCCGAGCUUCAGCCUGCGCUGGGACGAGGCGCGGCCGGCACUGGGUUUGGCGCUGACUGCCUCAGAGCAGCGGCACUUCGUGGGUUAUGUGGGCAGCUGGCUGUCGCACAUGCGGGCAGUACGUCAGGGCAUCGAGGAAGGCGCUCCCUUCGUAGUGGUGCUGGAGGAUGACCAGGUCUUGAGCCCCGACUUCAACGCGGUGCUGGAUGACAUCAUCUCCUGUGCUGGGGACCUGCUGGAUGUGGUGGUGCUCGGUCCCUUGGACUGGCGACUCCGGAGCCUGCAGUACGCGCAGCCCAGGAAGGUCAUGCAGCUGCGUCAGCCGUGCGUAGCCGGAGCUUCCACAGAGGAGGAGUACAUGGCAAAGGUCUACGGGUACAAACCUGGCUCGCAGCCGGAGGGCACCUACUUCUUGUACUCCAUCGGGUCUAGAGCUAUGGCCGGGGAGGACGUGCUCUCCACUGGGUGCUGCGGGGUCUGGGGCUACCUGGUGAGCCGAAGGGGGUGUCAGAAAAUGGAGGCGUCCAUGAAGUUCAUGUGGGAGUCUUUUGAUGACGUGCUCCAAGCGGAGAUGCAGGGGGACAAUCGCUUCACGCGUAUGGUGGGAAAGCAUCGGCUUUGGGCCGUGUGGCCGCCGUUGGUGACUUCUGAUGGCAAGUGGCCCUCACAGAACUCGGGAGAGGACCUGGACUUUGGCAGGCAGUGUGUUCCCGUCAGUCCUCAUGCUGGCUUUCGAGAUCACACGCUGCAGACAGAGGUGGCGCACCUGGUUCUCGGCCCCGCUUUUGGAAGCCGAAGGCUGCGGGUAGCUGCGGCCAGCGCCUUGCUGUGGCCCAAGGUGGAGCCCGUCUGGGCCUACGUGGUCUGCAGCUGGCGCCGCCUCUUCCACCACCGCGCCGGCACAGGCGGCGGCUUCGAGCUGCGCACGGAGAUACAGCACAAACUCUACAAGGAGAGACGGUUUUUCGACAUCACGACCGAAGGCCUCACCUGGAGUUGGACGGUUCUGCGUGCGGCCUUCCUCUUGGGGCUGGCCGAGCCGGUGCCGUGCUUUCUGCCCAGCUUGCCGCCGGAAGGACCGCCCAUACAGCUGCCUCCCUUGACCCUGCGGAUUUUGCAUGGUCCGCUCGAACUGCUGGCCUGGUGUCCAGAGGCCUGGUUCAGAGACCUGCUGGAUGCUGCGCCGGGCACGCGCAUCGAGCUUGGCACGGUGCCGGUGACUCCCUGGCGUGCUGCAGAUGAGCUGAGGCGCCAGCUGCCUGGACUCCACCUGCAGGAUCUUUCUCUGGAUCGUCAGUCCAAUCCUGGAGGCGCGGCCCUGGCCUUCGCCGCUUUCGCCGACGGCGAGGCAAGCGACGCCGCGGCCGCGGAGGCGCUGAAGGCGCAGCUGGCGCUGGAGGUCCCGGCGCUGGUCACCGGCGCGCUGAGGACGCUGCUGGAGCUGUGGAGGGAGUUGUCCGCCUGGCGCGCUGGGCUGCAACUCGCCUUCCUGGGCCGCAACCCCUUCGCCGCGGCGCCGAAGUCCGCGAGUUCCUCGCCGGCAACGGCAAAAUCCGGGCGCUGGGCGCGGCUGCAGGGGCUUGCUUCAAAGCCAGCGCUCAAUGGCGCAGAGGUGCUCAUUGUGGAAGAAGUUUGUGAGAAGGCCCGGUGGCAGGUUCGUCUGGAGGAUGCCAGCGAAAUCCAGGUAAGGGCAGAGUGCCUGGACGUCUUCCCGGAGACACCUUGGCCCCCGGUUCCGGAACCAGGCCUCACCUUGGAGGAGGCCGAGGCGGCGGAAACGUCGGAGGAGUUCGAGCCGGGAUCUAACCAGUUCUGGAUGGGCGUGAAGCCAGCCGACUAG